Messenger RNA from Malurus melanocephalus (red-backed fairy wren), 2975 nucleotides. It is a transcript of the gene RCOR3, whose product is annotated as REST corepressor 3. The transcript is spliced from 12 exons. Bases 121 to 1776 code for a protein of 551 amino acids. Gene Ontology annotation, cellular component: transcription regulator complex; histone deacetylase complex. Gene Ontology annotation, molecular function: transcription corepressor activity. The record is from RefSeq and is a predicted model, not a curated record. Gene Ontology annotation, biological process: regulation of transcription by RNA polymerase II; negative regulation of DNA-templated transcription. Lineage: Eukaryota; Metazoa; Chordata; Aves; Passeriformes; Maluridae.
GGGGGGAGGAGGUGCCCGAGGGGGGGGCGGGGAGGGGGCAACAUGGCGGCUCCGUAUUAACUUCCCCCCCCUCGGCGGCCAGCGCUGCUGCCGCCGCUCUCCCCCGCUCCCAGCCCUGGCAUGCCGGGCAUGAUGGAGAAGGGCGCGGAGCUCUUGGGGGGUAAGAGCCGGGCAGCCCCCAACGGCGCCAAGAGCGGCAGCCCUUCCAACGGGCACUACUCGGAGCCGGAGAGCGGCGGCGGCGACAGUGACGACGAGCACGAUGUAGGAAUGAGGGUCGGAGCAGAAUACCAGGCGCGCAUUCCUGACUUCGAGCCCGGUGCCACAAAAUACACUGAUAAAGAUAAUGGAGGGAUGCUUGUAUGGUCUCCAUAUCAUAAUAUUCCCGAUGCCAAGUUGGAUGAAUAUAUAGCAAUAGCAAAGGAAAAACAUGGAUACAAUGUGGAACAGGCUCUCGGCAUGUUGUUCUGGCAUAAACACAAUAUUGAGAAGUCCCUUGCGGAUCUCCCCAAUUUCACUCCUUUCCCCGAUGAAUGGACSGUUGAAGAUAAAGUCCUAUUUGAACAAGCAUUUAGCUUCCAUGGAAAGAGCUUUCACAGGAUCCAGCAAAUGCUCCCAGACAAGACCAUUGCAAGCCUUGUAAAAUAUUACUAUUCUUGGAAAAAAACUCGCUCUAGGACAAGUUUGAUGGACCGUCAGGCUCGAAAACUAGCCAAUAGAAAUAAUCAAGGUGACAGUGAUGAUGAUGUAGAAGAAGCUCAUCCAAUGGAUGGAAAUGAUAGUGAUUAUGAUCCCAAAAAGGAAGCCAAAAAGGAGGUAACAGAUAACUUAAUGGGCAAUAAUGAGCAGCCUGUUCAGACCAGCAAAAUAGGUCUGGGUAGAAGAGAAUAUCAGAGCUUGCAGCAUCGUCACCAUUCCCAGCGUUCCAAAUGCCGGCCACCAAAAGGCAUGUACCUGACCCAGGAAGAUGUGAUAGCUGUUUCCUGUAGUCCCAAUGCAGCCAACACAAUUCUUAGACAGCUGGAUAUGGAACUAAUCUCAUUAAAGCGACAGGUUCAAAAUGCUAAGCAAGUAAACAGUGCACUUAAACAGAAAAUGGAAGGCGGGAUUGAAGAAUUCAAACCUCCUGAGUCUAAUCAGAAAAUCAAUGCCCGUUGGACCACAGAAGAGCAGCUUCUUGCAGUACAAGGUGUCCGAAAAUAUGGUAAAGAUUUUCAAGCUAUUGCAGAUGUAAUUGGCAACAAGACUGUUGGCCAAGUGAAGAACUUCUUUGUAAACUACAGGCGUCGGUUUAACUUAGAGGAGGUAUUGCAGGAAUGGGAAGCGGAACAAGGAACCCUGGCUUCUAAUGGUGAUGCUUCUGCUUUAGGGGAGGACACAAAAAAUACUUCUAAUGUGCCAUCAGGAAAGAGCACUGAUGAAGAAGAUGAGGCACAAAGCACUCCGGCCACUCAGUGUUUAGGCCCUUCRCCUCCAGCACAGGCAUCUGCUCCGGCACCUGCCGCUCCCAUGGCAGCUUUAAAUCAGCCGCCCCCGUUACUUCGUCCAGCACUUCCCGCCGCUCCCGCUCUGCACCGCCAGCCUCCGCCGCUUCAGCAGCAGGCGCGAUUCAUUCAGCCGCGGCCGACCCUAAACCAGCCUCCCCCGCCGCUCAUCCGCCCCGCUAAUUCCAUGCCUCCUCGUCUCAACCCCCGGCCCGUGCUGACCACAGGCAGCGGCCAGCAGCCACCCUCGCUCAUCGGAAUUCAGACAGAAUCUCAGUCCACUCUGCACUGAAGAGAGCAAGCGGAAUUAUGCUAACUCCCACAUUUGAAAAAUUGUAUCAAUGUACUUUUUUUUUUCCAAGCAAUGAAGGGGAGAAAAGAGCAAGCCUUCGCAGGUAUCAGACCAUUUUUCCAGAGGAGCAAGCUAAAAACUAGAAAUGGAACACCAUCAAUCACCACCUGUAUAAAAAUAUUUUUAUGCCGAAGACUUGUACAGCAGAACAAUGCCUACACCGCAGCCCUCCUCUGUAUCAAUAACUGUUGAAGGAAGCUAACCUCUUAAAUGAAUAAAUGUUCAACACACCAAGAUUUUGUUUAACUGAUUUUUACUCUAUUUAUUUUAUUACAGUUCUUUAUAGUCAAGCAUCUAACUACAGGAAAGUAGUCUGGCAAAUCUAGAAAUAGGUAAUAUUGUAGGAGGCUUAAAUGUAGUGUUKKUUUUUUUUGUGUGUGUGUGACUUUUUAAAUUUUUUUUUACCUUGUAGUGAAAGAAAAUAAUGGCUUUAGGUUCAGAAUGUUUGGCCCUGUUUAGGUAACAGUAGAAGCAUCUCACGCACUUGUAAAAUGUAGGUAUUUUCAUGUUUUUCCCWGAACAUUUUAUCUUGUUUUAAAAGGUACUGGCCUAUUAAAUACUCCUCUUUCAGAGUAUCCUGAAGACUCAAUGAGCUGUUGUACCAAAUUUAUUAAAUCUCAURUGUGUUGUACUCAUAGAAUUUAAGUGGAAGCAGGAGUGUGGUUUCCUGCUGCAGUCUUGUCUUGUGGGCUGGGCAGGAUAGAGAGGCAGCAGCUUCCACCAGCCAGGGGGAUGACAGGAGAGGAACCAUCUAGCAAGAAGUAUUAAUGUAAUUUAUUAUUCCACUAAUUCUUCUAAUAUAAGGACAGUAAGAUUCCAUUCCUCUGAGAAUGACUGCAGUUCGUGUGUGUUGGAUCACGGAUACCUUGCAUGGGAAUUUAUGAGGGAAGUCUAGAGGCUGGUGGUGCUGGUAGAGCACCAUGAGAAUAGUUACCUGCUGCCAACCCAGUCKUACUUUUAAGUGAUUAUCUCUUGAUUCCUGUCACAUUUCUGGAAAAAGUCAUUACAUGAGUUGAGGUGUGGGGGGAGGGAAGGCAUGUUUGUUUAUUUUAUUGACUCAGUAAAACCUGCAUUUAGAUAUUAAAACUGCUUCCAAAUUUUAGGAGUUUGAGAGAAACUCAUUUCACUGCAUUCUUGUC